This is a messenger RNA of Camelina sativa (false flax), 2182 nucleotides long. RefSeq names its product putative cysteine-rich receptor-like protein kinase 20. Gene Ontology annotation, molecular function: ATP binding; protein serine/threonine kinase activity. Gene Ontology annotation, biological process: defense response to bacterium; protein phosphorylation. Gene Ontology annotation, cellular component: plasma membrane. NCBI's taxonomy places the organism in Eukaryota, Viridiplantae, Streptophyta, Magnoliopsida, Brassicales, Brassicaceae. The record is from RefSeq and is a predicted model, not a curated record.
UUCUGUUUAUAAAUGAGAAAGCUCCAUCAUGUGAAACUCAAAUCUCAAGGAAGUCGAACCAUGUCUUCUUUGGUAUCUUUCAUCUCCCUUUUCCUGUUCUCAGUUCUCACUAGCUUCAAAGCUUCUGCUCAAAAUCCUAAUUACCUAGGUCGUUUUUGUCCAAAUACGACAACAUAUUCAAGGAACAGCACUUACUUCACCAAUCUCAAAACCCUUUUGUCCUCUCUCUCUUCCCGUAACGCCUCUUACUCCACCGGUUUCCGAACCGCCACGGCGGGACAAGCCCCCGACAAGGUCACAGGACUUUUCCUCUGUCGCGGAGACGGGUCGGCGGAAGUAUGUCGUAGCUGCGUCACCUUUGCCGUUAACGAAACCUUAACUUGGUGUCCGUAUGAGAGAGAGGUUGUGCUCUAUUACGAAGAGUGUAUGCUCAGAUACUCUCACAGGAAUAUUCUAUCGACCCUUACGUACGACGGAUAUGUAUUCAUGCAAAACCCGAAUAAUAUUUCUUAUAAUCAAAAUCAAAUAGAACGGUUCAUAGCUUCGGUGUCCUCCACGAUGAGCCGAGCUGCCACCGAAGCAGCCAAAAGUUCUAGAAAAUUAUGUGCGAUAAAGACCGAAUUGAACACAUUGCAGACUUUUUACGGGCUGCUUCAGUGCACUCCUGAUCUUACAAGACGGGACUGCAUGAGCUGUUUGCUACGUUUGGUCGGUCGAAUGUCUUUUGGCCGAAUUGGAGCAAGACUUUUUAAUCCGAAUUGUAUUACAAGGUACGAGCUUUAUGCGUUUUACAACGAAACCGGCAUUAAAACACUACCAAUAUCAGCCCUUCCACCUGGUACAGCUCCUUCUCCACCAUCACCGCCGAUUUCAAUAUCCUCACCACGACCUGGAGAAGGUGGAAACUCAUCUGUCAUAGUUAUCGCUGUUGUUAUUCCAAUCACCGUCCUUUUUCUUCUUUUCAUAGCUGUUUUUUGUUUCCGGACUAAGAGAAAGAGGAUGAUUCAUGAGACAGAACCACUAGCUGGAGAUGGGGAUGAUAUUAAGAGUGCAGGCUCACUUCAAUUUGAUUUUAGGGCAAUUGAGGCAGCCACAGAUAAUUUUUCGGAAAGUAAAAAACUCGGUCAAGGUGGAUUCGGCCAAGUCUACAAGGGUACAUUUCCUAGUGGAGUACAAGUUGCGGUGAAAAGGCUAUCGAAGACAUCAGGGCAAGGUGAAAGAGAGUUCGAAAACGAAGUUAUUGUUGUGGCAAAGCUUCAACACCGCAAUUUGGUCAAACUUCUAGGAUAUUGUUUGGAAGGAGAGGAAAAGAUACUUGUAUAUGAGUUUGUGGCCAACAAAAGCCUCGAUUACUUCCUCUUUGACUCUAGAAUGCAGAUCCAACUUGACUGGACAAGACGGUACAAGAUCAUUGGAGGAAUUGCUAGAGGAAUUCUUUAUCUUCACCAAGAUUCACGACUCACAAUUAUCCACCGUGACCUCAAAGCGGGCAACAUCCUCUUGGACGCUGAUAUGAACCCGAAAGUUGCAGAUUUUGGAAUGGCGAGAAUUUUUGGGAUGGACCAAACGGAAGCCAAUACAAGAAGAGUUGUUGGAACUUAUGGAUACAUGUCUCAUGAGUAUGCAAUGUACGGCCACUUCUCCAUGAAAUCAGAUGUAUAUAGUUUUGGGGUCUUAGUUCUUGAGAUUAUAAGUGGCAUGAAGAACAGUAGUCUCUAUCAAAUGGAUGGUAGUGUUGGUAACUUGGUUACAUAUACUUGGAGAUUAUGGAGCAAUGGGUCGCCGUUAGAGCUUGUGGAUCCAUCCUUUGGAGAUAGCUAUCAAAUAAAUGAAAUUACUAGGUGUAUCCAUAUCGCUUUACUUUGUGUUCAAGAAGAUGUUGAACAUCGUCCAACUAUGUCAGCAAUCGUCCAAAUGCUCACUACUAGCUCAAUAGCUCUCGCCGUGCCUAAACAACCUGGAUUUUUCUUUCGGGGUAGGCAGGAACAAAUAAGAGAAGUUGCUACAUCUGUGGAUAGGCUUGCUCCGUGUUCAAUCGAUGAUGCUUCCAUUACUAGUGUUGCCCCUCGUUGAAGACAAAACUAUAUUCACUAAAAUUAAGUUGUGCUAUAUGAUUCUAGACUAUUAAGCUUGGACUAUGAACAAAGAUUCGUGUAAAUCAAACUGUUUAUUUUCUUUGUGU